Pyrus x bretschneideri (Chinese white pear) is the source of this 2365-nucleotide messenger RNA. RefSeq names its product probable arabinosyltransferase ARAD1. The transcript is spliced from 3 exons. NCBI's taxonomy places the organism in Eukaryota, Viridiplantae, Streptophyta, Magnoliopsida, Rosales, Rosaceae. Gene Ontology annotation, molecular function: glycosyltransferase activity. The coding region runs from base 618 to 2051 and encodes 477 amino acids. The record is from RefSeq and is a predicted model, not a curated record.
AGAUUCAAAAUUUCCACAAGAAAUGUUUCAUAAAGUCACGAGCUUUCUGUUCUCCCCGUGAACAAACAAAAAGAUUAGUAUAAAAAUGUUAUUUUCAUGAUUUUUCAAAUGCCAUAUAGCUCACCAGAAGGGAUUAGAAAUAAUAAUAAAAUAUUCAUGGAUUUUGUUCAAAGGUCCCUUUCUAUGUUUUAGAAUAGCUUCCUCCUCCAAGCUUGGUCCCUUUUGCAAAGGUCUGAAAAUAUAUAUAUCUGCAUGCCAUGGAGUUUCAGAAUCCCAGUUCAUCAGAUUUAUCACUUUCUCAGUUGCUCUGGCUAUGAUUUUAAGAGAGAGAGAUUAUGGUUUUUUUUUUUCAGAAAUUCAAGGUUUUAUGUGUAGUAAGUUCACAGAAUAUAGAGAUUUAUUUUCCAUGAAUGGAAUCUUGAUGGUUGUUGUUUUUAGAGAUUUUGGCGACUUUUUUGGCAAUUGAGCUGCUUUGUUGAGAAGCUGAACCGGAAGGCAUUGAGUUUUUAGGAGAGUAGCAUUGAUUGCAUUCCUUUUUUUUUUUUUUUUGCAAUUGCAGUUGUUAUCUUGUUCAAUUUGCAAAACUCAGUAGAGUUUGGUUGCCUGAAAUUUCAUAAAUGUUGGAAAAGAGUAGGAUUCCAUCGAAGUUUAUUUUCUACUUGAUAACGAUUUCGGUGUUCCUUUUAAUCUCUUCCUCUGUCUUCCUACUUCAGUUUAGCAAUACUUCUUUUGCACCCACAGUGUUUAAGCUUAUUGUUCUUAAUGGCACAUACUUAGAGCCCCUUGUAAAAAGUAGGGACAAAAACCUUCCUUCCUUCUCUUCCGAGGUUACCCGAGUUGAUGCUCAAAGAUUCACAAAAAGAUGUGAAUUGGGAUGUCAAGUUUCCAAUUCAAGCAAGAAGUUGGGAUCUUUAGAAAAAAAGAAAAUGGUUGCUUGUGACUCGACGCAGGCUCUCUUGAGGGUGUUUAUGUAUGAGUUGCCUCCUGAGUUUCACUUUGGGUUAUUGGGUUGGAAGGGUAAGGAGAAUCAAACAUGGCCAAAUGUCAAAAACCUGAGUCUCAUUCCUGCUUACCCAGGUGGCCUGAAUUUACAGCACAGUAUCGAAUACUGGCUCACCCUUGAUCUUCUAUCAUCAAGUAUCCCAACUGUGGUUAGACCGUGCACGGUAGUCAGGGUGCACAAUUCAAGUCAAGCAGAUGUUAUUUUUAUCCCAUUCUUCGCAUCCCUGAGUUACAACAGGCAUUCUAAGCUUCGUGGAAAUGAGAAAGUAAGUGUGAACAAGAAGUUGCAGGGCAAGUUGGUGCAGUAUUUGAUGGGUCGGGAUGAAUGGAAAAGAAGGGGUGGAAAGGAUCAUUUACUAGUUGCUCACCAUCCAAAUAGCAUGUUAGAUGCAAGAAAGAAGUUGGGCUCUGCCAUGUUUGUGCUUGCGGAUUUUGGAAGAUACCCAGCUGAAACAGCAAAUCUUGAGAAGGACAUAAUUGCUCCUUAUAGACAUUUGGUACUGACUGUUCAGAGCAGCAAAUCACCCUCAUUCAACGAACGUCCUAUACUAUUAUAUUUCCGAGGGGCAAUAUACAGGAAAGAUGGAGGAAUAGUACGGAAGAAAUUGUAUUAUCUUCUUAAAGAUGAGAAGGAUGUCCACUUCACUUUUGGUAGCGUUCAAGGACAUGGUAUUAACAAGGCAAGCCAAGGAAUGGCCUCAUCAAAGUUUUGCCUGAAUCUUGCUGGUGAUACCCCUUCCUCAAAUCGCCUAUUUGAUGCCAUUGCUAGCCAUUGUGUCCCUGUAAUAAUUAGCGAUGAGAUUGAGCUACCAUUUGAAGAUGUGUUAGACUACUCACAGUUUUGCAUAUUUGUUCGCUCAUCUUACGCUAGUAAGAAGGGUUACCUACUGAAUAUUCUCCGAGGAAUCAAGCAAGAAACAUGGACCAAGAUGUGGGAAAGGUUGAAGGAAGUCGUACAUCAUUUCGGAUAUCAGUAUCCAUCCCAGCCAGGUGAUGCAGUUGAUAUGAUUUGGCAGGCAGUUUCUCAUAAGAUAUCCUCCAGAGUUUAAAUUUCACUCCAGACAGUUUAAAUUUCACAGGAAGAAGAGAUAUGACAGCUCAACUUCUGGUAUAAGAACGAAAUGACACUCACCCAUCUGAAAGCGUUUCAAAUGUUCAAAAUCACUAAGAUCUCUUGACCUUGCACCGUCGGGGAAACAUCAAAAUUUUGCCGAAGCCGGAGUACAAGGGACGUACAGGCUAAGUUGAGAACUUCAGAUAUGCAAGGGAUUUUGUUUUUGACAGUAUAUAUACGCACACAUCGAUACUGAUUUAGUUGUAGUUACGUAAUAAAUUUCAAUCCAAUUAUUCAUUCAUUUGUGAA